Messenger RNA from Rhipicephalus sanguineus (brown dog tick), 1002 nucleotides. RefSeq names its product glutamate receptor 4-like. Gene Ontology annotation, cellular component: membrane. Gene Ontology annotation, molecular function: ligand-gated monoatomic ion channel activity. Bases 1 to 1002 code for a protein of 333 amino acids. The record is from RefSeq and is a predicted model, not a curated record. The transcript has 6 exons. NCBI's taxonomy places the organism in Eukaryota, Metazoa, Arthropoda, Arachnida, Ixodida, Ixodidae.
AUGGCGCUGACCUUCAUGACAAAAGUGGUCAACUAUGGAGUUUGGAUGUUCCUGAGCGUAGCUUUGAUUAUCGUGUCCGUGGUGACGGCUCUGCUCAAUCACGUGCAAGCCUACAAGUCUCAAAAGAGAAGUUCCUUCGUUAGGAGCAUCAGUGAUGCCACGUGGAUGUAUGUGGAGAACCUUUUCCUUGAGGCAACGGCUGAACCUGCCCAAGGAGGCGCUCAGCGCCUGCUGAGCACUGUGUGGUGGCUGGCCACGUUGGUGCUGAUGAAUGCCUUCUGUGGACACAUGCGGGCUUGCCUCAUGAUCAAGUCUGAAGUGGAGAAGAUAGAGAGCGCCGAAGACCUUGUAAGCCGACCACAGACGGUGCCGUAUAUGUGGUUGGGAACAUCUUAUGUGGCUACUGUAGCGAAUUCGACCAAUCCAGCUCAACACAAAAUUGGACGCGUCAUUCGAGACAGACGCACAGCAGUUCCGGUGCAGGAGCUGUACGGCAGGAACCUCCUGGAAAAAGUGGCCCAGGGCCGAGCUGCCAUCAUCAGUGACGCCACCUCUCUAGCUUUCCAGGUGUCAUCCCAGUGCCAGGACUUCGUGGGCGCCGAAUACUACUUGGCCCGCGAAGGACUGGUGUCCCAUCCCCUCAACAGCUUCGCUCGCAAGGACAUCGACCCAGAACUAUUCGCCAACAUCAACAAAAUCAUCCGGCGACUUCUCGAAGCGGGGCUGGUCAACUACUGGUGGGGCAUCGCCAUGGGCGACAUGGGUCCCUGCGGAGGAAACUCUCCUUCGUCUCCGGGUCCCGAACAGGCGUCAACACUAACCUUCGACAACGUGAUGGGAGUGUUCGUGCUGUGGCUCGCGUGCGUCGCUGCCUCCUGCGUCGCUUUCGUAGCCGAGACCAGCAUGCCGGGCGUGAACAGCCAGAGGAGAUCGAAAGUCACCGUGGCGGGGUGGCGCGGGCGACGCUUCAGGCGACUACCACGAACCCGCAGGGUCAUAUAA